Molecule: messenger RNA, 3435 nt
Organism: Leishmania braziliensis MHOM/BR/75/M2904
Lineage: Eukaryota; Euglenozoa; Kinetoplastea; Trypanosomatida; Trypanosomatidae
Product: receptor-type adenylate cyclase b
Exons: 1
Biological process (GO): cyclic nucleotide biosynthetic process; intracellular signal transduction
Source: RefSeq, a predicted model, not a curated record
AACACGUACCCGCAUGUGAUCAUUCUGUGGGGGAUGCCCGGGAGGCAGGUUGCGGAGUUCCUGCGGGUCGUGCUGACGGACCCGCGCACGUCGUCGGCGUACAUCAUGACGUGCUUCCCGCUGCAGAAGAUCGCGUUUCAGGUGUACUACGACCUUGCGAUGGCCGGGAAGCUGACGCCUGUGGACGGACAGCUCAUGUCGAGCGCCACAUCCUUUCCGCUGACACAGCCAAACACAACGCACAUUCCAGCGUUCCGUGCCGAGAUGGGGAAGUACAUGGAGCAGACCGGCCGCGUCGACGCGAGCCUGUGGGCUGACGAGGCAAAGGCUGUGCGGGAGUACGGCCCUUGGGGGCAUGAGCCACCGUCGUCGGACUCUGCCGCGGACGUGAGGAGGUUCUUCAACGAGCACCCGAACGCAGCGAACCUGAUGCUGACUGGAUGGCUUACGGGCAAAGUGAUUCAGUUGACGCUGGUGCAGGCAAGAUGGAUGCAGAGUUCGAAGACGUAUAGGUCGGGGUUGUUUGAGCAGAUGCGCUACAUAAUUGGCGGGGACUAUGUGCUUGGCGACUACGGCGCUCCCUGCAACCCCGUUGCCGCGUUUCUCGGUGCUGUGUGCUACUGCAACCAGGGCGGGCGUGCGGCAAUUGUUUCGAAGCUUGACAGCGCUGUGUGGAACACCAUUGAGGAGUCCGGCUUCAACUACGUGCAGAAGGACUGCUACUCUACCCACACGAGCUUGCCGCGGCCACUGCACUUUCUGACGCUGGUCUUCACGGACGAUGCUGCUCUUACAAGUACUGCCUUAAAUUUCAGGAAUGCCAUAGCCGCAUUUCUGAAGAUCGUCAGGUUCGAGACGCGUCCUCUGACCUUUUCCUAUUUGAACGUCCAGCGGACUACCGCACAGGCGCUGCUGGAUCAUCAACUGCUGAACUACACGGCGGACGUUGUAGCGGGAGCGAUAACGAAGGGCAUGAGGGUUGAUGGCUACUUGGUCCCUGCCCCCGUCUACCCCCGGCCACAUCUAGUGGAGCCGAUGCGGAACUACGUGUACCUGAUGCCAACGCUGGAGCAGCAGAUGUUCCUGCUGUACGAGAACCUUGCGACUCUGAGGCGUGUGACGUCGAUCGGCUCUGGCGUGCGUGUGGUUCUGCAUGGCUACGCCGAUGAUGAGGCGUCGAGCAUCACUGCUGUGCUGUACAGGUCUGCUGCGACGUUCAACUAUAACAACCCCUCUGUGGUCAUGGUGCCCUCCACGAAGACUGUGGGGAGUGCGCUUGUUCGCAGGCAGAUCAACUUUGUGCUCGCGGUGACGGCUGCGGAUGUCGCCGACGUUGUGGACUUUCUGAUCGCGGACAAGUCUGCGAUUGUCGUGGUGGUCUUCGAUGACUUGGCGCUUCAUUACACCGCGCUUGUCACUGCCCUCUCGUCGACGCCAGCGUCUGUGCAGGCGCGUGUGAUCACGUUCACUAACCUGCCGCUCUGGAGCGAUACCUCCGAGAAGGUUUAUCUCGAUUUUCCGCUGAUGCAGGUGUUCCACUAUGCAAUGAAGGUUCCAAGCAACUACACACCGUCUUCCCUGAUGAAUAUUAUGACGGUGUUGCUCGCCAUAGAGUUAGCCUCUAUGACACCAGAGCCGAACAGUGCGGCGAUGGUUGACGCGCUGUACCGCAACGGUGUCAUGUUCACCGAGGGUAUGGCCUUUGGCCCCUUUAAUUGGGGCUGCAAAGUGACGUCCAGCGGCAGGGUCUGCUUGCAACACAACUACGGCGCGCAGAGCAUUGUGAUGCUCUCCGUGCAGAGGAUGCUGGACCCGCGGGUGCCGCCGCUGGCGGCUCCGAUGACGCCGUCCUUGGUGUACAGGCCUCGCGUGGCGUCGAGUGCGCUGACGCCUGCGGAGCGCAACGGCAUCAUUGCCGGCGUCGUGCUGCUUGUUGUCGCGUCGAUUGCAGCUGUUGGGCUGCUCCUGUACUGCUGCAUGGACAACCGGGACAACGACGCGGCGCCGAAGGACGGUGACGAGCCGGUGACGCUGGUCUUCACGGACAUCGAGAGCAGCACUGCGCUGUGGGCCGUGCUGCCGCAGCUGAUGGCUGACGCGAUUGUGGCGCACCACCGCGUGAUCCGGCAGCUGAUCGCGAAGCACGGGUGCUACGAGGUGAAGACGGUCGGCGACUCGUUCAUGAUUGCGUGCAAGAGCGCGCACAGCGCUGUGAGGCUUGCGUGCGAGAUCCAGACGAAGCUGCUGGGGCACGACUGGGGGACGGUGUCCAUCGACGCUGCGUACCGCGAGUUCGAGCUUGCGCGCGCGGACGCUGAUGACGACUACGUGCCGCCGACUGCGCGGCUGAGCGAGGAGGAGUACGCCGCGGUGUGGUGCGGGCUGCGCGUGCGUGUGGGGGUCCACACCGGGCUGUGCGACAUCCGGUACGACGAGGUGACGAAGGGGUACGACUACUACGGCGACACGCCGAACAUGGCUGCGCGCACGGAGGCUGUUGCGAAUGGCGGGCAGGUUGUCGCGACGGAGACGGCGUGGUGGGCGCUGUCGAACGAGGAGCGCGCGGGUGCUGCGCACACCGCGAUGGGACGGCAGGGGCUGCGCGGUGUGCCGUUCGCGGUGGAGAUGUUCCAGAUGGACGCUGUGCCUGGGCGCCGUCACGCUGCGCUGCGCACGGAGAUCGAGGCGAUCCUGCCGGACGAGACGGGGACGGAGACGGCCUCGAGUGCUGCUGGUGCGCUGCUGUCGUCUGUGGGCACGAUGAGCGGCCCUGCUGCUGGCAUCGCCUUGGUGCUGACGAGCUGCUUUGCGCCGUACCCCGUAGCGCAGCGCGUGCGCGAGCUGCAGCCGCUGCUGAGCAAGUGGGGCGUUGGUGCGCCGCCGCGGAGCCGUGCUGUGAGCGAGGAGGACUACUGGCAGGGGCUGAUGAACCGCCUAGCGCUUCGGAUUGCGACGGUGUCGCAGGCCCGCCAGCGGAUGGGCAACGGCGGGGCCGUGGUGGCGGGCGACAUGCCGGACGUUGGCGCUGGUGGGGCGCUGAACCCGCUUGUGGGCGGGGGUGGCUGUGGCGCGGGCGGCGCGGCGCCGCGGCCUUCGGGGAUGACAGCGCCGCCGCGCUCCGAGGAGCCGUCCGCGAUGCGUGAGUCACGCUUGUUCCGGAGGGCGCCGCUGGGGGUGCUUCCGGCCUCGAGGGCGCCGGCGAGCAAGAAGGAGAGCUGCAGCGCGAGCACGAUUGGGUGGCGGGAUGACGUGAUGCCGUUCACCGGUCCCGCGUCACGGCGCGCAUCAGAGGAGCGCAAUGCGCGCAGGGCGAGCGGGAGCAUGUCUGACGAGGUGAUCGUCGUGCGAAUGCCGAGGGGCCUCGGGUGGCCCCGCCACCCCAACAUGGUGGAGCCGUGUUCGGGGCAUGCGGGCGGUGAGGCUAGCCUGGAGUAG